AUGUCCCUCCAAACCCCCCGCAUCCUCCCCGCGCACCUCCACGCCUUCCACCCCUCCAGCGGCUCCUCAUCACACACGGUCCGCAUCCUCGGCACCGUGAGUGCGCUGCGCGGCGACACGGCGACCCUCACCUGCGGCAACAACGGGGAUGUGACGCUGAUCCUGAAAUCCGAUUCGCACCUGCAGAUGGGGCGGGUGGUGGAGGUGGUGGGGAAGGUUGCUGAGUUGGAGGGCGGGCAGGGACUUGGGAUCCGGGUCCUGGCGACGACAGAUUGGGGGAAUCCGGCGGAUUGCGAUUACAAGAUCUACGAGAAUGUGGUCGAAGUGACGCAUAAGUUGAAGCCGAUAUUCUACGAUUCGAAUGAGUAG
This is a messenger RNA of Aspergillus clavatus NRRL 1, 369 nucleotides long. RefSeq names its product putative ssDNA binding protein Ssb3. The record is from RefSeq and is a predicted model, not a curated record. The transcript is spliced from 3 exons. Lineage: Eukaryota; Fungi; Ascomycota; Eurotiomycetes; Eurotiales; Aspergillaceae. Bases 1 to 369 code for a protein of 122 amino acids. Gene Ontology annotation, cellular component: site of double-strand break; nucleus; DNA replication factor A complex. Gene Ontology annotation, molecular function: single-stranded DNA binding; damaged DNA binding. Gene Ontology annotation, biological process: double-strand break repair via homologous recombination; mismatch repair; nucleotide-excision repair.